Alternaria rosae is the source of this 771-nucleotide messenger RNA. RefSeq lists its product as uncharacterized. Bases 1 to 531 code for a protein of 176 amino acids. The transcript has 2 exons. The record is from RefSeq and is a predicted model, not a curated record. NCBI's taxonomy places the organism in Eukaryota, Fungi, Ascomycota, Dothideomycetes, Pleosporales, Pleosporaceae.
AUGUCCGCUUCGCCUUUUGUCGUCGCAGCCUCUGAAGUCUUGCUAGGCCCGCCGCGCGAAACCCUGGCUUUCCCCGUCGUGGACACUGGCACUAGUGGUGAGCAGUUGGUUCUCCUGCAGGGAGCACACGUUGGCGACUCGCAGCCCACGGCGCUUUCCCUCUUCCGCCCCUCGCCCCUGCCUGCCGCCGUUUUGGCCUGGACACCUGGGCGACUGCUGCUGACCGGCGCCCUGUCUUCUCUUCUUCUUCACUACCCGUCGCCCACGCCCCAAGCCGACCUCUUCUCCACCACCCGCCGACAACCCCCCAACGGGCGCAUUCAAAUAUCGACUCUGCGCAUUCCCCGCCCGUGGCUCCCCGUGGCUCUCUCCCCCGACCGUCAAGCACCGCUCUCCACGUCGCCUCAGGCCUCACGCUCCCUUGCACGAUUCUCCGAAUCACGAACACUCCUUCAAAAGCAAUUCCGCUCCGUCGCCGCAAUUACUAGUAAUCUGACCGUUGCCUAUCAACGUCGUCGCCGCUCGUUUUAGCAUCGCACCACCCACGAAAACGCGCCCCAGCCCCGCUGACCACUUACGACACGCACGGCCACCCGCUGCUCAGGAAUAAAGAAAACGCAAUCGUGCCUAGAGUGCCUCGACCACUCCCACGAUUUUUUGUCGCCCACCUGCUCGCUCGCUGUCAUCCACGUGCGUACCAAUCUCUGAUCGGCCCUGGUUCGGUACCGCGUGCUUCUAGACCCACGCGACGACUAUUCUCCGGUACCUGUC